AUUUUAUUACAAAACAUUUCCCUGCACCUGGCGCUAGCAGAAUGAUGCCUGGAAAUGCGCUGGCAGAAAUGUCACAUCAGUAAACACCGCAUUCUCUCGCUAUUUGGUGUGGUGAAGAGAAACUAUGUCGUGUGGUAGAAUAUAAGUUAAAAACCUUGUAAUAGUAAUAUAUUUUGUUAUUUAAAUACAAUAAUAAGUGUACAGUGCAAUUAAAUAUACAAACGUGCUCCCAGUCAGUCAGACAAUGGAUGAACAGAUAAGCUCCUUGAGUGACGAAGAGCUGGCUGCACAUGAGAGACAAAUAUCGGAAAAGCUAAAAGUAAUUGAAGACAAGUUGUGCCGGCUAAAGUCACAAAAAGCGCAUCUUCUAGAGCUACAGGAACAAAUAAAGAGUCUUCGAAAGCAGCGAAGAACAAUCCAGCACACGGGAAAUGAUUGGGAAAGAGAAAACUUCCCAUGGUCCACCAAGGCACGAAAUCUUCUUUCCACCGUGUUUUCGGCGAAAGAGUUCCGACCGAAGCAGCUGGCCACGGUAAACGCUCUCAUGUCCGGUAAUGAUGUUUUGUUUCUCGCACCGACCGGGGCAGGCAAGAGCUUGUGCUUUCAACUACCUGCCCUGCUAAGCAAAGGUGUAACCGUGGUUAUUUCACCGCUUAUUUCGCUCAUGGAAGAUCAAGUGUGGUCAUUAGAACGGUUAAAAAUCAAAGCCAAAUUGCUCUGUAGCACCACGGACAAGGAUUCCAUUAGUAAGAUACACAGUGAACUUAGCGACAAGCGAUUGCCAACGCUAAAGUUACUGUACGUAACACCGGAACGGUUAUCGAAAAGUAAACGUUUCAUGACGGCACUGCAGAAGUGUUACAAUAACGGACAUUUGGAUCGGUUCGCUAUCGAUGAAGUACACUGUUGCUCUCAGUGGGGUCACGACUUCCGGCCAGACUACAAAUUUCUCAACGUGCUUAAGGAAAUGUUUCCAAAGGCUCCUUUGCUAGGAGUUACGGCGACGGCUACCACUAAAGUCAUUAGCGAUGUUCAGACGAUGCUAAACAUACCCGACUCGUUACUGUUUGUAGCUUCGUUUAAUAGGCCAAAUCUUUACUAUCACGUCCUAUCGAAACCGGUCAGCAAAGAGGAACAGUUCGAUUUGAUCACGAAUUUGCUGCUUACUCGCUUUCGGAAUCAGUCCGGAAUCAUCUACACGUACUCGAUGAAGGAUGCAGUUGACAUUAGCACUGCGUUGAUUUCGCGUGGCUUAAAAGCGGGACCGUAUCAUGCGAAUCUGGAUCCAGCGGACAGGACCAAAAUACAUAAGCUUUGGUACAAUGAGGAUUUGCAGGUGGUCGUUGCAACGGUGGCGUUCGGUAUGGGCAUUAAUAAGGGCAAUGUUCGGUUCGUGAUACACCACACGUUAAGCAAAAGUAUGGAAAACUUUUACCAGGAAAGUGGCCGUGCCGGACGGGAUGGAGCUCCGGCGGAUUGUAUACUGUUGUAUCACUUCGUUGAUAUCUUUCGCAUCACGACGAUGACAUUUUCCGAACAUACCGGAUUAAAGAAUGCGUAUGCAAUGGUGGAAUAUUGUAUCACGACUAGCGAAUGUCGAAGAAAGAUCAUUUCACAGUACUUUUCGGAAGUAUGGGGCGCUGAAAAUUGCAAUGGCAUGUGCGAUCGAUGCGUCAACACUGAUUUGGUACGGCCGUUAAAAGAAAUCGCUCCGUACGUUGAACAGCUGCACCGUAUUAUUGAGAAAGCCGAUCUCGAGCAGACGAACGUUACCGGUUUGAAGCUGGUCGACGCUUGGAUGCAUAAAGGGCAGGCCAAUCUGCGGUUAACGGAUCCAGCACCACUGAUAGAUCGUACGAUAGCGGAACAGAUCGUGGGUUAUCUCAUUGUGAACGGUUACCUCAAGGAAUCGUUCGUUUAUACACCGUACGCAACGCUUAGUUACAUCAAGCGAGGAACAACGCGUGUUUCGAAUAACUCCCUGAAGUUCCGGUGCGGUAAGUUAUUUCCGCUCGUACCUGACGCAGCGCGGACAAAUGGAGAUACUACGCCAUCGACUAGUAAAUCGAAAAAACGCCCAGUUGCUGCACAAACGAAUGGAAGUGCUGUUAAACGCAGGACCAGACGUACUAUUAGUUGGACCGAUAGCUCCGAAGACUCCGAUUCUUCUUCUCCUGCCACUCAACUGUCUAAUGAUGUGGAAAUAAUAGAACUUGAUAGGGAGUAAGUUUUGUAAGUGGAAAAUACACACAUUUAUUUAAGUUUUAAAAUACAUUAACCUUAA
Molecule: messenger RNA, 2284 nt
Organism: Anopheles funestus (African malaria mosquito)
Lineage: Eukaryota; Metazoa; Arthropoda; Insecta; Diptera; Culicidae
Product: ATP-dependent DNA helicase Q1-like
Exons: 3
Coding region: 245-2227 (660 amino acids)
Biological process (GO): double-strand break repair via homologous recombination
Cellular component (GO): cytoplasm; chromosome
Molecular function (GO): 3'-5' DNA helicase activity; four-way junction helicase activity; nucleic acid binding
Source: RefSeq, a predicted model, not a curated record